UUUAUUACUUUUCUAAUCAAGAAAAAGUAUUGUUUGAUGAGGUUCUUAUGUAUGGAAAGCUAAUACAAAGGCAUGGAAAGAUCACUGACACGUCGAGACAAGAACCAGAUAUCACGAUGGAUUGGCAGGAACAGUCACUUUGAGCUUCUAUACAAAAUUAGCCGGGAUGGAGGAUCAACAGAAGUGUUCCAUGAGUUGUGUGAUAACAAAGGACCCACUGUGACCAUUUUCUACAACACUGACAACAACGUGUACGGGGGGUACCUGUCAGACAGCUGGGAGAGUACUGGAAACUGGUGUACAGACCAGAGAGCGUUUUUGUUCAAAUUACAUUCUGCUGGCAACUGGAAACCAAUGAAGUUCCCAUACGUAACAAAAGAAACCCAUUAUAAAGAUAAAUCUAACGGACCAUGGUUUUAUUCGUUGAAAUCAUUUUUUCUAAAGAUAACCGCGACUGGUAAACCAUUGUCAAACUAUUACAAUUUAGAAACUUCGAGUCUUUUGGACGGACACAGAUUUGACAUGAAAGGAGAAACCGCCCAGUCUGUGGCAAACGGUCACAACAAUGUCAUCGAUCUGGAAGUAUACCAUGUCAAAGAAGGUUCUUUAGACGAAGAACUGGACUCUUUUUGGAGGGAUUCACCAGAAUGGAGUCAACAGACUUUUCAAGAAUUAAAAGAAUUUGUCGCGAACUACAAACCUUUUGAUGAGAUAAAAAUCCCAGAGGUCAACAUUUUUCUCAUUGGUCCGGUUGGUGCAGGAAAAUCUAGCUUUUUCAAUACGAUAAACACAAUUUAUAAGGGCGAAAUGUCAUCUCGUGCAUGCGCUGGAAGCGCAGAAAUUAGUCUUACACAAAAGUUUUGCAAAUUCCGGGUUCGUGACCCUACAACAAAGAAACACCUUUGUUUCCGGAUCUGCGACACCCGGGGCGUGGAGGAAGGUGUCUCCAUUAAUGAUGAAGACUUAGGUUUUCUCCUUGAUGGAAACCUCCCAAACAAUUACACUUUUCAACUCGAUUCGGAGACGUCAACAAAAAGAACUGGCUUCGUGGAAGAACCAACAGUCAAAGAGAAAAUGCACGUGGUGGUGUUUGUACUUGAUGGUAGUACCCUGGACGUCCUGUCUGAAGGGGUCGUCUCAAAACUCAAAGAGAUCAAAAGAAAAGUGGUAGACAGAAGUAUACCACAUUUAGUUUUCCUUACCAAGAUAGAUAAACUUUGUAAAUUGGUGGAGAAAGACGUCAGCAAAACAUUCAUGAGUAGAGUUGUAGAAGACGCCGUCAACAAUGCCGCUGAGAUCAUUGCUCUCCCAAGAUCCCAAGUACUUCCGGUUAAAAAUUAUGAGAAAGAAACUACUCUCAAUACGAAUAUAAACAUUCUUGCUUUGACGGCUCUCCGCAAGUCGUUGGUGUUUGCAGAUGACUUUCUGGAGAACCAGUAUGAUUGGCAACAGGAUAAUAUGCAGAUAUUAAACAAAAGGGACUGAGCAUUUCAAACCAUUGGUCUGAUCCUAAAUGAAUGGGAUUGCAUAGUUUGAAAUAGCAUUGUACACUUAGUCUCAUUUCAAUUUGCAAAUCAAUAUCACCAGUUUACCCAAGAUUGUGAAUAUAUGAAUUUGAACUCUAAACAAGGGCAGUUGGUCACAUGAUAUUGAAUAAAUAAGUACUAAAAACGUUUUAAUUGUUUCAAUAUAUAAUCAGACACAUUGUAUACAAGCAAGAACCCCGUGGCACAAAAAAGAUAACAAUGUUUCAAAAUUCACUUUAAGCAUAUAUAGCCUUUUUUCUUGACUGGCAAUAUGUCCGGAUUUUAGUCAAGGUUUUGUAGAUUUUAUCAAAUGCGCAAGGCAGUCUAUUACUUUUUUUUCAGAUAAUAAGAUAAUGAUUAUGAUAGUGAUAAUUAAUUCUUUACUUUGCUAAUUCAGUCAAUAAACCCAUGAGACAAUUUACUAAUGAUUAGUCACAUGAUUGAGGUUAAUGAUGAAUCGACAUUUUUUUUUUACAUAAAAUUAAUUUCUAAUAAGAAAGCUUUUAUUUUCUUUUAU
Molecule: messenger RNA, 2043 nt
Organism: Magallana angulata
Lineage: Eukaryota; Metazoa; Mollusca; Bivalvia; Ostreida; Ostreidae
Product: interferon-induced protein 44-like
Exons: 6
Coding region: 73-1485 (470 amino acids)
Source: RefSeq, a predicted model, not a curated record